Molecule: messenger RNA, 1014 nt
Organism: Monoraphidium neglectum
Lineage: Eukaryota; Viridiplantae; Chlorophyta; Chlorophyceae; Sphaeropleales; Selenastraceae
Product: putative zinc transporter 8
Exons: 7
Coding region: 1-1014 (337 amino acids)
Biological process (GO): zinc ion transmembrane transport
Cellular component (GO): plasma membrane
Molecular function (GO): zinc ion transmembrane transporter activity
Source: RefSeq, a predicted model, not a curated record
AUGCAUGAGGCUGACCAUGAGGUCCAUGAGAGCACCCUGGACGUGCGCAUUGCCGCCAUCUUCGCCAUCGCCGCCGGCGCGCUGCUGUGCGGCCUGCCGCCCCUGUUCCUGCGCGCGUUCCAGAGCCCCGACUCGCCGGUGGCGCGCGGCGCGCGCGCCUUCAGCGGAGGCAUCAUCCUGGCCCUGGCACUGAUCCACAUCGUCCCUGAGGCGGUCAUGGAGUUGUCCGAGGUUGUCAGCUACCCCAUUGGGGGCAUCACCGUUCUGGGCGGCAUCCUCGUGAUGAUCAUCCUGGAGAGCUCCCUCACUGCCCUUUGGUCACCCAAGGGUGACCAGGUACACAGCAACCACCACCACCAUAACGACAUGGAAGCUUCCAUCAAGGACACCGCUACCCACAAGGACACGGACGCCGCCGCCCCCGACGCUGCGGCCGCCCACCCGCCCGCCGCACACGCACACGCGUGCACGAGCAGCCUCACCGCGCAGCGCUGGCUGGGGCCUGGCGGCGCUGGGUCGGCCAUGGCCGGGGUGAGGGCGUACGUCACUGCUUACACAAUGGAGCUGGGCUGCAUCUUCCACAGUGUGAUCAUCGGUGUAGGUGUCGGUGUCAUCACCGAGGACCGGCACCUUGUUAUCGUGCUCCUGGUAGCCCUCGUCAUCCACCAGGGCCUGGAGGGCCUGUCCCUUGGCACCGUCCUCGCCCUCACCCCUUUCUCCAAGGUCAAGAAGGUCAUCAUGGUGGCCAUGUACGCGGUCACCACCAGCAUCGGCAUCGCCAUCGGCAUCGGGCUGGCCUCGACGUACGACCACAACAGCGUGGCGUCCAAGGUUGUGCAGGGCACGCUCAACGGCGUCUCCGGCGGCAUGCUCAUUUACAUCUCCCUGCUGCAGCUUAUUGCUGAGGAGUUCUCCCGCGCCGAUCUGCUCAGCCACACGCGGCUGCGCCUCGGCCUAACGUCGGGCCUGCUCUUGGGCGCCGCCUGCAUGGCCGUCCUCGCCAUCUGGUCGUGA